Messenger RNA from Electrophorus electricus (electric eel), 444 nucleotides. NCBI's taxonomy places the organism in Eukaryota, Metazoa, Chordata, Actinopteri, Gymnotiformes, Gymnotidae. The record is from RefSeq and is a predicted model, not a curated record.
AUGUGUCCCACUGAUGGCAGCAUGAACAGCUGCCACCCCAGUGCUUACUGCCACAACAGUCCCAACUGCCACCCCAGCCCUUACUGCCACCCCAUUGCUUACUGCCACCCCAGCCCCAACUGCCAAGCCAGCCCUUACUGCCACCCCAGUGCUUACUGCCACCCCAGCCCCAACUGCCACCCCAGCCCUUACUGCCACCCCAGGACUUACUGCCACCCCAGCCCCAACUGCCACCCCAGGACUUACUGCCACCCCAGCCCCAACUGCCACCCCAGGACUUAUUGCCACCCCAGCCCUUACUGCCACCCCAGCACUUACUGCCACCCCAGUACUUACUGCCACCCCAGCCCCAACUGCCACCCCAGGACUUAUUGCCACCCCAGCCCCAACUGCCACCGCAGGACUUACUGCCACCGCAGGACUUAUUGCCACCCCAGCCCUUAG